Orbicella faveolata is the source of this 3157-nucleotide messenger RNA. Its product is annotated as rab5 GDP/GTP exchange factor-like. Gene Ontology annotation, cellular component: endocytic vesicle; cytosol. The record is from RefSeq and is a predicted model, not a curated record. Gene Ontology annotation, biological process: vesicle-mediated transport. NCBI's taxonomy places the organism in Eukaryota, Metazoa, Cnidaria, Anthozoa, Scleractinia, Merulinidae. Gene Ontology annotation, molecular function: small GTPase binding; guanyl-nucleotide exchange factor activity; DNA binding.
UCCAUGUCGCUUGUUCCAUCCCAUCGUCACAGUAUCAACAUGAUGGCGGAGGGUUUGAUGCGCUAGCGCUACAGCUUUUUGAGGCGUGUCGCGUUUUCACCCUGCUAGCACACCCCGUAGCCCCUAAACAAACUAUGGGUGAUCGUAACAGAACGCGAUCAAAAAUUUACGAGAGAUUAAACAACCCAGAACUUCGCUGUAAAACGGGUUGUGGUUUUUAUGGAAACCCAGCAUGGAAAGGCUACUGUUCAGUAUGCUACAGGGAAGUGUAUCUAAAACAGCAGAGGGCACGGGCUGCAUCACAAAGCAGAGAAGACGCAUUAUCAGGAGGCUCUAAAAAUUUGCAUGCAGAGGUGGGACGUGAGGAGGAGGAAUCUUCAAAACUAAAGUUUAACAAGUUUGAAGAGAAAAAGAAGUUUCAGUUAGAGUCAAAAAAACAGAGUGUAAAGAAAUUAUUCAAAAAGAGCCCUGGAAGAUCUUCCUUACCAGACGACGCUCCAGCUGCAAAUGUAACCCUAUCGCCAGUUGAGCCUCAGAAGAGUGCCACCAGUUUCCGUGAGUUCCUCAAGACUCUCAAGAAACCAGCAGCACAAGAUGUUAAUGAUAAAUGCAAGCUGUUUGUUCAAAGGAUUUUAAACAACCCAUCACUGAAGGUUGAGGAGCAGAGUGAAAUGGUUCAUGAUUUUUAUGGGGCAAUGUCCGAACACCUUCAGUCGCAUCCCUUGUUUCAAAACCAACCACAAGAAGUGAUUGACAGAACACUAGAUGGAGUAGAGAAAUACAUCAUGACCAAGCUGUAUAGAGUUGUUUUCUGUCCUGCCUCCACUGAUGAUGAAGCAAGGGAUUUGGCAAAUCAAAAACGUAUUCGAAGUUUUAAUUGGAUUACUCCUCAGCAUUUGGAUGCUGCUAUUAAUCCUGACAGUGACAAAGUUCAACAGCUGAUUGAAGAUGCACAGCAAGACUUGGUAGAAAUAAACACCAAAAGAGCUCCUCAAGACAAACUGGCUUGUGUUGUUCGAUGCUGCAAGAACAUCUUUAAAAUUAUUCAUCUAUCCACACCUGCUGGAGGAGCAGUGAGCGCUGACGAUUUUCUUCCCUGUCUUAUUUAUGUUGUCUUGAAAGCAAAUCCAACAAUGCUACAUUCUAAUGUACAGUACAUUUCAAGAUUUUGCAAUCCUAACAAACUGAUGAUGGGAGAAGCUGGAUAUUACUUCACAAACCUGUGUUGUGCACUAUCGUUCAUAGAGAAGCUUGAUGCACAGGCACUGUCCAUGUCUCAGGAAGAAUUUAACAGAUACAUGUAUGGAGAUGAAAGCGAUGGUGCAGAGCAGACCAAACUUAAAGCAGAACCACCUGUGACAUGUAAAGGACUAGAACUGAUGAAGUCCAAUCUUGAAGUGCUUGGUACUUUAAGAGAACGGCAGCUGAAGCUUAAAGAAGAUGCUCUUGUAUUACAAGAACAAAUGACAGAAUUUAGGAACAAUGUCGUGAAAGAGGUUGAUGCCAUCUUGGCAGGAACAAGUAAAGGCAAUACAUAUCUUAAAUCUACAUUAACAGCAAGUGAACCGCUUGAGACAACUGUGGCUGCCAGCUGAUGAGUCAUUGUUAAUACAAUGUACAUCAAUUUAUGUACAUGCAACUUAAACCUGCAAUGUGGAAAGUGUGGGAAACCUGUGACAGCUGAUCAAUUAGAUAAUGCCAAUAUUACUAAUGUACUGCAAAACUGGAAUGCAAGUGAGGGAAACCUGUGGCAACUGAUCAAUCAAGUAAUGUCAAUGUACACUGUAUAUUAAUGUACCACAAACCGGCAAUGCAGAAAGUGAGGGAAACCUGUGGCUGCCAGCCAUCAAAUAAAGGCAAAAGCGACACAUACUGGAAAUCUAGGGGGAAGCUUGCGAGCAGUAAGUUUGGAACAGCUCAUAUGGCACCCAGAACUGUUCUUCAACACCUAUGUCUUUGUACACACAAAAAAAAAUUGAUAAUAAUCUAGGGAGGAAGGUUUCAGGCAACAAGCCUGGGACAGCUGUGACAGCAAUCAGAUCUGUUCUUGGCCACCUACAGUUCUGUGUUCUCUUGAACUCAAAAAUUUUUGCAUGAAACUUCGGAGAUCAUCCAGUUUCCAUGAAAUAUUUAUAAAUAUAUUAAUGUGAUUCAUAUGGGGUAUGAAGUAAUGAGGAGGGAAGGGAAAUGAGGAGGGAAAUAGGAAAUGAGGAAAUAAUAUUUCUCUAGUAUUUUUUUCCAAAUGCAAGUAAAUUAUAUGACAUUCUGAAUUCACACCAGUUACUUUGUCACCUUUUGAUAAUUAGUUUGUUGAUCAAGACAGUUUAAUUGAUUAAGUUGUAGCCACCAGUGAUUGGUUUAAUGCGGAACUGUAAGAGUAAAUUAGGUUAACUUUUUUGUUGAUAUCCAAGGUAAACAUUUUUUACAAAAUUCACAUGUAACUUCUGUAAGUUAUGAAGAAAUUAUGGAGGACUUAGUGGACAUGUUACUGAUUCAAUGUUCACUGAAAUUUAUCCGUACACAAAAAAUGUUUUCUGUAAGAGAUUUUUAUAAUUAUUUUAUAUUUUAUUAUUUAAGCCAUAGCCUCAUUUGUCGCGAAAUUAUGAGCCUCUCCGAUAUUUGUCCGUGGACAUUUAAUAUCUGUUCCCAGAAGCGAACAGUCUUCCGGGAGGGAAACUGUGAGCUUCGAGGCUUUUGUGUUUAUUAUCCUUCAACAAACAUUUUUCGCAACACGCGGGAUCUGCCAAAAUUGGGGAAUAUCACUCAUAUAUUCCCCAGUUUUAGCUGGAGCAUAUUCAUUCACGUGACGCGCUUGGACCAAUCGCGUGCGAGCGAAAAUAUUUGACGGAGUGAAGUGUAAAUAACGCGUGCGUGCGAACACAAGCGCCCCUCAUCACUUCCGGUCGCUGUGAAGCGCUAAAGCAGCCGAAAAGGAGUAGGGAGGGGUGGAGGGAGAUGGGCGGAAGGAGCUGUAUUUACAGGCUAGUGUAAAUUGUGCGCUAAAAUUGAUCAAAAAUUAUCUGGCUAAACUGAAUUGAUAUUUAUAUCUUAUGAGAAAUUUUGUAUCACACGUACAAGCUGUGCAUUGACAUUCUUUACUUUGUCUUUCAAUAUACAAUGUUUCGUCAGGACUUAAUAAAAUUACAUAAAACUGUAA